Iphiclides podalirius (scarce swallowtail) is the source of this 990-nucleotide messenger RNA. NCBI's taxonomy places the organism in Eukaryota, Metazoa, Arthropoda, Insecta, Lepidoptera, Papilionidae. The record is from the annotation of a GenBank genome assembly.
AUGAAGUUAAACCAAAGUUGCUUAUGGGCGGAAACCGGAGAAUUUCGGGACAGUGGGCACUCGUCCCUGACUUCAGGGGGCUCCGGCGUCGAUCAGUCUUCGCUCUACGCGCCUCCCAGACCGCGAAGGGACCGCAAACACACAGACGACAACAACCGACCACUGACCUCGGAGCCGACGAUAAAGACGGAGUCAACGACCCCGGGCGUGGGUCCAGACGAGCCGUCCUUGGACGAUAAAGGGGACAAGAAGAACAAGCGGCAGCGCCGCCAGCGGACGCAUUUUACCAGCCAACAGCUCCAGGAGCUGGAGGCGACCUUCGCGAGGAACCGAUACCCGGACAUGUCCACGCGGGAGGAGAUCGCUAUGUGGACGAACCUCACGGAGGCGAGAGUCAGGGUGUGGUUCAAAAAUCGGCGGGCGAAAUGGCGGAAGCGGGAGCGGAACGCGAUGAACGCCGCAGCGGCCGCCGCCGCCGACUUCAAGAACGGCUUCAGCACGCAGUUCAACGGGCUGAUGCAGCCUUUCCCGGACACGGACGCGCUGUACUCCUCGUACCCGUACAACAACUGGGCCGCGAAGGUGCCCAGCCCGCUCGGCACGAAGAGCUUCCCGUGGCCCGUGAACCCGCUGGGCUCGGUGGUGCCCGCGAGCCACCACCAGGGCUCGGUGAACUGCUUCAACCCGGCGACGUCGAUGGGGGGCGUGGGCGGCGGGGGCAUGGCGGGCGUGGGGGGCGCGGGGGGCGUGGGGGCCGGCGUGGCGCCGUGCCCGUACACCGCGCCGCCGAACCCGUACAGCAUGUACCGCGCGGAGCCAUGCCCGGCGAUGUCCUCCUCGAUCGCGUCGCUGCGGCUGAAGGCGAAGCAGCACUCGUCGGGCUUCGGCGGGGGCUACGGCGGCGUGUCGCCGGUGUCGCGCGCCGGCUCCGCGCCGCUGGCCGCCUGCCAGUACGCGGCCGGCGGCGUGGGCGUGGCGGACCGCGUGCUC